This is a messenger RNA of Staurois parvus, 292 nucleotides long. The record is from the annotation of a GenBank genome assembly. NCBI's taxonomy places the organism in Eukaryota, Metazoa, Chordata, Amphibia, Anura, Ranidae.
GGUGGCACUGAUUGGCACUGAUGGGUGACACUGAAAGGCAGCUCAGAUGGGCACUGAUAUGUGGCAUUGAUGUGCACUGGUAGGCACUGAAAUGUGGCACUGAUGGGCACUGGCAGGUGGCAUGGAUGAGCACUGACAGCUGGCACUGAUGGACACUGACAGGUGGCACUGCUGGGGCUACACAGAUCAUCAGGGCACACUGAUCAUCAUUGCCCUCAUGAUCACUGUCAGCGUGACAGCUCGUGAGGAGAGAAAUGCCGAUAACUGGCAUUUCCCUAUUUACAUGUGAUCA